AAACAAUGAUAGCUUAACACAUUGUGAUAUAAGGAGCAAUUUCCACAUUUAGCAACAGUAUACUCCAUGAGAGACAGUUGACCCUGAAAUCGGGGCAGUGUUGGUGGAUCUUUAUUGCCUACUUUAAAUCCGCAGUCAUAAAAAGCUUAUACUUCGGAAUAUAUAACUGAAUUGCCCACGUCAAUUUUUUUGUGUUGACAAGAUGCAAGACUUGACUAAACUCACGGACCAAGAACUUGGGGACUUCUUCAACUCUUUUGAUACAAUUUUAGCGGACAUUGAUGGAGUAUUACGAAACGUCCUUCAGCCAAUACCAGGGUCUGUAGAGGCAAUAAAAUCUUUGAAAAAAAUGGGCAAACAGUUUACCUUUGUAACAAACAACACGACAAAAUCCGUCGAUACGUUGUACCAAGAGCUAAAAGCAGCGGGUUUUGAUGUGGAAAAAGAUAAAAUAGUGACGCCACUAGCACCCAUGGUCUCCCACUUACAGAAACAGAACUUACCUAGGAAAACAGUGUUUGUAAUUGGAAUGCCUGUAAUCAAACAAGCACUGAAAGAUGCUGGAUUUACGUUGGCACCAAAUGGGCCUGACCGGUUUAAAGAUGCCAUAGAAGUAUUCUCUAAUCUGGCUAUCGAAGACGAUGGCUCUGUUGAGGCGGUUAUUUGUGACGUAGACAUGAACCUAAAUUACUUAAACCUGCAGAAAGCGGCAACGUUUCUAGAAAGACCAGAAGUAAUUUUUAUAGCUGGUGCUACAGAUGUAAAAUUCCCUGUAGGAAAAGGUAAUCGGAUUUUGAUAGGUCCGGGAAUUUUUAUCCAGAUUCUGGAAAGAAUGACAAAACGAACGGCCAUCAAGAUCGCUAAACCUAGCCCUUUUUUGAACGAGUUCAUCGUGGAAAAGUAUGGAAUAAAGGAUCGGUCUCGAGUUUUGUUCAUUGGUGACUCAAUUCCAGAAGACAUGGGCUUCGCUGGUAACUGCGGCUACAAAAAAUUGCUGGUUUUGAGUGGUUUGGCAAAGAAGAGUUCGCUGGAAAACUGGGAGUUUGAAGAGAAGUGCAAACCUGAAUUCUACGUGGACAGUCUGAAGGAAGUGCACGAGUUGGCGUUACGACUGUUUGGAAAAUAAAUAAUUUCUGUC
Molecule: messenger RNA, 1138 nt
Organism: Zophobas morio
Lineage: Eukaryota; Metazoa; Arthropoda; Insecta; Coleoptera; Tenebrionidae
Exons: 4
Coding region: 203-1126 (307 amino acids)
Molecular function (GO): phosphatase activity
Source: RefSeq, a predicted model, not a curated record